Molecule: messenger RNA, 1408 nt
Organism: Hippocampus zosterae (dwarf seahorse)
Lineage: Eukaryota; Metazoa; Chordata; Actinopteri; Syngnathiformes; Syngnathidae
Gene: actmap
Product: actin maturation protease
Exons: 6
Coding region: 329-1270 (313 amino acids)
Source: RefSeq, a predicted model, not a curated record
CAUGUUCGGCGAUGCAACCCGCCGUCUACAUGAAGAAGAACGUUGGAAGUUGCCAAAUUUGGUCAGAAAAACCGACUUCGCUGGUCAGAAAUGCGACCCCGCAAGAACUUAUCAGAACGAAUCACUAUAUGCAGCAUAGCAAUGCGAAUAAUUUUUUUUAGGUCAUAAUCGUCAAGAGAAGACGACAACGUCUUGUUAGCACACAUUAACGAACUUCUUAGCUGUUGUGUUCGUUGCAGAAAGAAAGGUGUGCGUUCUUAUUACACCGUGCCGGACUGACUGCAAGUUAAUAUCAAUCAUUACUAUCCCUGACAGGAUAUCAGAAGUUAUGUCGGGGUUCCACACGUCCCCUCUUCCUCCACCUCCUCUGCCACCUCCUCCUCCAGCACCUCCAGAUUCAACCGGCAAAAAGAAGAAGUUGUAUCAGACGAUAGGAGGCAGCAGGAGGCCACUGGAAGGGGACAACACAGAGCCUGUCCUGCUCAUCAGUCAGAGGGAGAGCAGUUUCAGCCGAGCUCUCCACUGGUCUCUGGUAAACACGUACGUGCCGUCGCUCAUCCAAGACGGGCCACAGUGUGGCUUAGUGGCCUUGUGGAUGGCCGCUCACAUGCUGCGAGCGGCCGUUGACAUGGACGCUGUGGUUCAGGUUGCGCUCGGCCGAGGCUUCACAGCACAGGGUGAAAUGUUCUCAGCUCGAAACAUGGCUUCACUGGCCGAGGAGGUGUGUGGCUGUAAGGCGGAGUUGCUAGCGGGUGGUUUGAGUGGUGACAAUGCCAACAGGAUCGUCGCACACUUGUGGAGCAGACAGCCUGUUCUUAUCCCAUACGAUGAAGACUACAACCAUGAGCCUUGCGAGCGUGGCGGCCACAGGGCUCACUGGGCUGUAGCUUCAGGUGUUCUCCUGGGUAUGAACCAGGGGGACAUAGGGACAGAGCCCACACAGCCUGACCCCACUCUGCCAUGGGUUCACCUGCGUGGACACUGCAGCUCCUUCUCAUCUUGUCCCACUGUGGACAUCUCACGUCUCGGAGAGAUUUACCUCCUGGCAAAGCAGGGGAAAAGUCUGCGCUACCAGUUGUGGAGUUUGGACAGCGUCGCUCGAAGCAAUGAGCAGCUGAAAACGAUGGACCCACAUAGAAGCAGCGACGGAACACAUUAUGUGCUUCCCAAAGGUGGAGUAGAGGCCGGGUUGGCUGGUCAGGCUGUUUUACUGCAUGGAAGGACAGAGUGUGGAACAGACAAACGGGAAGUUUUAAAAGGUCAGCAGUGAUGGUGUUUGUGUCUAAAUACGGACAUAUUGUUGUACAUAUGUAGAAGUAAAGUCUGUGUUAAAAAAAAGGUAAAAAGACAGAUUCAACUCCUUUAAUAAAAGUGCAGACAGUAAAAAUAAAUGUGUUGCUGUGAGUUA